AGAUCCCUUCCAACCCCAACCACUCUGUGAUUCUGUAUGAUCCUGUGUAAUGUGCUGUUCCCCAGCAUUGCAGGGGCAGGGAAGCAUCUCCCCUGUUCAGCCAGGUACAGGGAGCAGUGAGGUGACAGACAGAGGUCACCUCUGUGGCAGCUGAAGGAACAAUCUUUGCCAGACACCUCUCUGGUCCCUCUUCCUGCUCAACCACCAGCGACCCAGAUCCCGUUUCCUUACACAUAUACUUAUAUUGAAAGCACCAGGCAGGUACCAGUCCAAGGUGAGUAAGAGCUACCUAUUUGCCUUUGCUAGGAGAGCUCAGGUGAUGCCUGCACCACUCACUGGAUCAUGGUGCAGGGCAACUCAGGUCCUGAAAGCAACACUGCCGUGCAGCAGCGAGCAGCGUUAUGUCAAUGGUUGGACUCGAUCUUAAAGGUCUUCUCCAACCAAAAUGAUUCUGUGAUUCUAAGCACAGCUUUGCACUGCAGAUGUCAGCUGAGGCUCCUGACAUGCACAACCUCCCCUAAACACUGAGGGAGUAAUAUCUUGAAGGAAAAGAGACAUGAAAGCUCCUGAGAGUUUGCUAGAGAAACUAUUUGUCCAUGAAGGAAGUUUCUUCCUAGCCCUCCUAUUGAGAAACUGAUUUGUGGCCAGAAGCAUAAGUAUUUUGUAACCCUUGUUAAAAAUACAGUAGCCUAGAUGCAUCACAUUUUUAAGCAUUGGCCUUGGCAGUCUCUUGUGGACAAGAGAUCUUCUGGUUCAUUUUCUUUUGUAUGAAGCACCUGUCUUUACCAGUUUUGAAUGAGCUUCCCUCUCUCACCAGCUAUAUCCUCUUUCUCACUGUCAAAGCAGACACUGGAAGAGGUGGGGCCCAAAGCAAAAACUAUGCAAACUGCACAGCCUAUUACAAAAGAGAACGGGGUUCACAGCUGAUUGCUCAAAACAAGGAUUUCUGUUUCAACAGCUGCUGAAGUAGAGCUCGUUUUGCUUGCACUAACUGGAUGUUAUCCAGACUUCUGAAUCAAUCCCUUCCUCACCUUCCCAGACACUUACAGAAGAAGGGACCUCUAAACUCUUCAGCAGGAUGAAUAAGACCAAGGGAGCCUUUGAGAGCCCAGAGCUUUGGAGCCCAAAUCACAUACAGAGCACCUCCUUGACCAGUGUGCCAUCCCCAUCUGCAUUCAGCCAGCAGGCCACAGACAAAGCCCUGAAUGUGAUCCUUAUUGUGGUCCUCUUUGUCAUCAUGGUAUCUCUGGGGUGUAUGAUGGAGAUAGCCAAGAUCACAAUGCACCUCAGGAAACCCAAAGGUGUGGCAAUUGCUGUAAUGGCUCAGUAUGGCAUCAUGCCCUUGACAGCAUUUGUGUUGGGCAAGCUCUUCCAGCUGGGUGCUACAGAAUCCUUGGCUGUCCUCAUCUGUGGCUGCUGCCCAGGGGGAAACCUCUCCAACAUCUUCAGUCUAGCACUGAGAGGAGACAUGAACCUCAGCAAUGUUGGGGAAAUCUCAGUGACAGGUCAGGAAAGAACCAACAUUGUAAUGACCACAUGCUCAACAGUUCUGGCAAUUGGACUAAUGCCUCCGCUUCUGUACCUUUACUCGGGAGGACUAUACGAGGGUGAUUUGGAGGGCAAGGUGCCUUACAAAGGAAUAAUCACCUCCCUGGUCAUAAUGCUAAUCCCCUCUGCAAUCGGCAUCAUCCUGAAUGAGAAGAAACCACAGUACACUGGCUUUAUCAUCAAGGCAGGGAUGGUUGUGCUUCUACUGUCAUCUGCUGCAAUAAUCGCUCUGUCUGUGGCCAAUGUGGGAAGCAGUAUCAUGGUUGUCUUCUCACCAUUCCUCCUGGGAUCUUCUGCCCUGAUGCCUUUUAUUGGAUUCUUCCUGGGAUAUGUUCUCUCUGCAGUCUUCAAGCUUAAUGACCGAUGCAGGCGGACAGUAUGCAUGGAAACUGGCUGCCAGAACGUACAGCUUUGCCCGACAAUCCUCAAGGUUGCCUUCGCCCCAGAAAUCAUCGGGUCCCUGUAUUUCUUCCCACUACUCUACUUGCUGUUCCAGCUUGGAGAGGGACUCCUGCUCGUCCUGGUCUUUAGGAUCCAUGACAGAAUUAAAAAAGGAAAUGAUGCAGCAAAAAUGGUGUGCAUAGCUGUGGACACAGUUAGUGCUCUGGAAGUGUCAAGACCCUGCAGAAACAGUGGCAAACCAGGAAAAUGAUACAGACAGAUUAUGCAGCAGCUGCUAUCACCACCCCUCCGAGCUGCACCUUCUGCAGCUGGCUUAGAGGUCUCCAGCAGCUCUGUGCAAGACUUACUUCUAUGCUCAGUUUACACCAAACAAGGAGUCACCACAGAGCUAAUUGUACCCUCACUGUGAUUUACUGAAGACCUUGCUCCAGACUAAGCCUGUCCCUGCCUGCCCAUGAGAGAGACUUCCAAGUCAUCAUGACAACCCUUUGGGACAGCUUAGGGCCAUGCUCUCAAAUGACCACCCCCAGUCUUGCCCAGAUGAAAGUCACUGCCCACAUCAGUUCCCUUUUUCAAUUUCACCUACCUGGAAUUGUCUCGCUGGCUGAUGUUGGAAGCAGCUCCCAAAGGCAUCACUGAAAAUUAAUGUAAUUUCUCUACGACAGACCCAAAGUGAGGUAUACAAUUUCCCAGUGCAGGGGCCACCAAUACCCAGCAUGCAGCUAGGCAGCCAACCGGCUGCUGGUCACUCCCAUUUUCCAAAACCUGAGCAUCAUGUGGUGUUCCAUUGCUCUCCACACAGCAGAGACCACAAAAAUUGAACACAGCUAUACAAGCCGCCAAAGUAUGUCAAGUUUGGGUCCAGCAAGCUGUACCUUGGAAAAUACACAAGCCUUUAGUGUGCCUUGCUUUGCAGGAGCCAGUGAACUAAAUACAGGACACCAUCUAGCUAUUGUCACUCUACAAAUGAGAGUAUGAUGGCAGACUGGCAUUAACCCCUCCAACGUACCAAGUAUGCAUUGCAACCUGAAGUAAUCCCCCUUAACUAAGACUAAACAGGCUCAUAUGAAGAACCCAUGCUUCAAAAACACAGAAUAAUUUCUGGCCAGAAGUCAACAUAACCCUCCACAAUGCAAAGCCUGGGAGUUUGUUGUAAACUGGAAGUUUGUCAUCACAAAGCCAGGUCCCCAAAUAAAAUGCAGAAACCUAUUCAGGUUGCUUGCAAGGCAAGUGGUAUGGUUCAGAAACAGAAAUGGAAACAGCUGUUUGUAGAGCAGGCAGUCCCCUGCAUUUAGCCUGAGGAAGUAUCUGAAAUCCCACCACUUUCCGGUCAGCAGGUGCCUUCAGCGACCUGCGUUCCUGUUGGAGCCAAGGCCCACUUGAACACAGACAUGCCUGAUCACUCACGUAAGCAAGAAGGACCAACUAACUUGAGGUGACACAGCUGACCUUACACCUGGCUUUUUCAGCCCUGCCCUUACCCGUGUAAGGUAAAGCCAUCUUCUUCCACCCCUCUUCCAAUGGUCCAGCAUCUGAACUACCCGUCUCUGAGAAUGACACCUUCCACUCCUCAAAGCUGACUAGCAACAAGCCAAUCAACUGCACACCAAGCCAACCACCUCAGCACCUGUUCCCAGAAGCACCUGGCAGUUUGGUACAGGGCCACCUUCACAGACAGAUUCCCAAAGCACAAAAGUUCUUUCUUGUUCAUUGGCUCAAAACACAUUUAUGAGAACUGUGCAACAGCACCAAAAAAAGGCAGUGGGUCCUGCAGAGACCCUGAAUGACUCACCUCCCACAGGGCCACACCUGGUGCUGAGAACCACCUUGCAUUUCCCAGGAUUUAAUGCAAAGCCCAGCCUUGGCUCCAAAGUUCUUUUUAAAGGCCUCAGUGGGUUACGGGAGUAACUUUUUAAAGCACUUAUAAGAAGACACUUUUUUUAAAAAAAAAAAUAAUUCUAAAGGUCUCUCUUUCAACAUGGACAAGGGUUUGAGAAACAGGGGGACUGCACAGGGCUGCUGCUCCUGCAAGGCACAAACACUGAAACAUAGGCUGCAGCACUCCCACCAACUUAAAAAUCCCUCUUCUUCCUCCAGAAUGAGGACUAAUGCUUUCUCCACACCUAAAUAGCCUCUCACAGGCGUGUGCACAAACACACUAAUGAAGUAUGCCAACUACAUCCAUGUUUCAUAUUUCAUCUUUAUUAUCCAGUGAUUAAAAGCUACAUGACUUGCCUGAUUCUCGUUAUCAAGGUUCUCGUUCCAGAACAUAAAAGAGAUCUAAGGACAUAGCAUAAUGUAUUUAAAAGGAAGUUCUCCCCCAGGUCCAAAAUGCUCGAUGGCACCUUUGCUGUAGACCCAUCUUUAAGAAACAUUUUAACACUGUCCAACAUGAGAUGCAGUCAGGAACACUUCACUAAGAACACACUAGAAGCAGAGACAUGUUUCUUUAUACUUCAUUUAUUUAAUUCUUAAGUACCAAGAAUUAGGGUGCUUUAUAGAUUAUUACCACAGGGCAGUGAAAUGAGCAUUUUCUUAGUGUAGUGCAAGUCAUAUUGAAUGAAAAGCUUUUAAAAUAAAGUUUUAUUACCAGUACUGACCAGCACUUAAAUCUGCUGACCUAUAACUGAAACAACGGUUUAAAAGCACAAAAAAUACCUCCAAAAUAAAGCUUUAUGUACAGCAUAUGUAGAGCUCUUAGAUGCCUAAAGCUACUAGGUUUGAGAUACGAUACUAAUGUUCUGAGUUGCUAUACACAGUUGAAUAUACUGCGAAUUAAGUAUUCAGAUGACUUUUUUUGCAGUACAAAAAAUUUACGUUGUCUGCUUUAGUUAUAAAGAGCUCUGCCAAUGUACACAAACUAUACACUUCAGACAUUCACAAAAAGAUGUAAGCAAGAAAAGAGUUAUCAAAAAACAUUUAAUACAAUUAGUCAAUAACCCGUCCCACCAUAGUCCACAUCUACAAAGUUUCCCCCAUCCCUCCCCCCUCCCCAUCCAAACCCUUCCCCACAGAAAGUCACAUACUUACCACAAGUUUUAGCAAGUAUGGUUUUAAAAAGGGGCCUCAGGCCAAGUUACUUAUAGUUCAGUUGCCACUGUCAAUAGAUCUGGACCUCGACCGCGACCUGUGCCGAUCCUCAGAUGAUGGAGAUUUAGAUCUACUGGAAGAACCACGUUUCUGGCUCUUCUCUGGCAUUGGAGAUCUACUAACUGACCGGGACUUGCUAUGGCUCCUACUCCUUGACCUGCUGUAAGACUUGCGGCUGCGGGAACGGGAACGGCUACGAGACCUGGAUGAGCUUCCGCUACGAGACUGCGACCUGCUUCUGGACCUACUGAGGAAACAAGGAGCAUCAGAGUUACAGAUGAAACGCCAUGGACCACGACAAUAGCCAGACAAUUCACUGACUGUUCUUCAAAGCUUUCUUAGUGGAUAUUUAAGCAUUAUUUAAGAGAAUAGAAAUCCAUACCUGUGCCGUUUGCUGCCUUCAAUUAGUUUGAUUUUCCUUCCAUUAAUUUCUUUACCAGAAAGCUUUUCAAUAGCAUUCUUUAAAUCACUGUAAGAGGCAAAUUCAACCACCCUACAGAAAAAAAAAAAAAAAAAACAAACACAAA
Messenger RNA from Columba livia (rock pigeon), 5567 nucleotides. RefSeq names its product solute carrier family 10 member 1 (gene SLC10A1). The record is from RefSeq and is a predicted model, not a curated record. Lineage: Eukaryota; Metazoa; Chordata; Aves; Columbiformes; Columbidae. Gene Ontology annotation, biological process: bile acid and bile salt transport. The transcript has 6 exons. Gene Ontology annotation, cellular component: membrane. Bases 1079 to 2200 code for a protein of 373 amino acids. Gene Ontology annotation, molecular function: bile acid:sodium symporter activity.